AAAUGCCCCGCGCACGAGGUCAACUUCCCACGCAUUCUCCCCCAACACCACAUCUACACACAGAUCCUCCAAGAUGUUCAAAAAGGACAUAACCUCGGGCGCGAAAUCCAAGGUCAAAUCGAGCGCGCAGCGCGGCAUCCGCUCCAAAGUCCUCGAGGAAUACCCAAAGCUAGAACCGUAUAUUGAAGAUAUAUUGCCCAAGAAAGAGCAAUUAGAUCUCGUUAAGCUACCCGACCGCGUAUCCCUCUACACCCUCAACAACACACCCCUCUUCUUCCAACACAUGGACGACGCCCUCAUGCCUCACCUCACCCUUGUGCACAAAUACCCAUUCGCGUUCAAUCGCCUGCGCAUUGACCGUGGUGCAAUCCGCUUCGUCUUGUCUGGCGCGUCGCUGAUGGCGCCAGGCCUCACAUCCCCCGGUGGCCGUCUGCCAGAUCCCAGUUUAAGCGAAGAGGAUAAGGAGAAGUACGGGUCAGAGGAUCUGGAGGCGGGCGCGGUGGUGGUGAUUGAGGCGGAGGGAAAAGAUACGGCGUGUAUGGUGGGUGUGCUGAAGAUGGGCACGGCGGAGAUGAAGAAGGUUAAGAAGGGGCAGGCGUGUGAGAGUGGACAUUAUCUGGGUGAUGGGCUGUGGGCCCUGAAACUUGAUUGAAGGGUGAUUUGAGAGGCUUUGGAAGCACGCGCGAAGGAGCACACAGCCAUUGCUGGGUCGUGCAUCGGUCAUACAGUUGCAGCUGUAGUCAGAGAUUUGGCUGUAAGCACGCUAUGCCCGCAUGGGAUACUGAGCUGCACAA
Messenger RNA from Parastagonospora nodorum SN15, 794 nucleotides. RefSeq lists its product as hypothetical. Gene Ontology annotation, biological process: formation of translation preinitiation complex. Gene Ontology annotation, molecular function: RNA binding. The transcript has 3 exons. The record is from RefSeq and is a predicted model, not a curated record. Bases 74 to 652 code for a protein of 192 amino acids. Lineage: Eukaryota; Fungi; Ascomycota; Dothideomycetes; Pleosporales; Phaeosphaeriaceae.